AAUCCUCCUGUGAUCCAGGCUAUUUUCCUUGUAACAUCAACGACAUCUGUAUCGAGCAACGCUCCAACUGCGACGGCCAAGAAGACUGUCCUGAUGGGUCAGAUGAACUGAACUGUGGUAAGAAGUAUAGGCUUUUUUACUGUCCUGAUGGGUCAGAUGAAAUCAACUGUGGUAAGAAGUAUAGGCUUUUUUACUGUCCUGAUGGGUCAGAUGAAAUCAACUGUGGUAAGAACUAUAGGCUUUUUUACUGUCCUGAUGGGUCAGAUGAACUGAACUGUGAAUUAUCAAGUCCUCCAUUCAGAUGUAAAUGCUCAAACAGGAGUCUUUUCUGUGAAAAUCGACAUUUCACCAUUGUCCCGAAACCCUUACCAACCAACUUGGUUGAACUGAUUAUUUCUCACAACCCAAUCAAAAAGAUUGCCGCAGGCGCGUUUGUUGGACUAGAUAAUUUGCGAGAACUUGACAUUCGAACUUGCCACAUCAGAGCCAUCUAUCGUGAAACAUUUGCACCUUUGAUCAAUUUAACAAAACUAUUAUUGGAUGAUAACGAAAUCCAAUUCCUUCCUGCCGGUUCCUUUGAGAAUUUGGAAAACCUUUUAAUAUUGUCUUUGUCAUCAAACCUUAUCGAAGAAAUCAAUGCUCAGAGCUUUCAAGGCCUCGUUCAGUUGAUCUCAUUGAAUCUAGGAAUGAACGAACUUAGUUUUCUAGACGGCGACAGUUUUGGACAUCUUAGGUCACUUCUCAGUUUGGAGCUUUCAGAUAACAAGAUCCAUUCAAUUGAAGCAGAUACGUUCAAAAGAACCCCACAUCUCACGUCUUUGAAUUUCAAAAACAACCAGUUGCGUCGAAUUCCUCGUCAAGUUUUUGUAAACCUUUCUUCACUGUCUCACAUAUAUUUUGAUGAGUUCCAUCUGUGUUCCUACGCCCCAAAUGUUCGGAUUUGUGAUCCUCGUGGUGAUGGAAUAAGCAGUAUAGCCCAUCUUCUAGAAAAUGAAGUUCUUCGAGUGUCAGUUUGGGUGGUUGCUACCUUGGCUUGCUGUGGAAACCUCUUCGUUCUGAUUGGUCGAAUGGCCAUCAAAGAAAGCAACGACGUCCACUCGUUCUUCAUCAGGAAUCUCUCGGCCGCAGACCUUAUCAUGGGUGUGUACCUCUUUAUUAUCGCCGGAUAUGACAUGAAUUUCCGUGGUCACUACAUUGAAUUCGAGGAUAGAUGGCGCCACAGUUGGCAGUGUAACAUGUGUGGCUUUUUGAGCACUUUAAGCAGCGAAGUGUCUGUUUUCAUCCUAGCUGUUAUCACCAUUGACCGUUACAUUUCAGUCAUCCACCCAAUGUCCACCAGAAACCGAAGCAUUAGUUUGGCUUUUGGAUGUAUGCUAGCAGUCUGGGGUCUGGGAGUUUUCUUAGCCGCUAUACCAUUGAUGAACAUUGACUACUUUGGCGAAGAGUUCUAUGGAAAUAAUGGUGUUUGCUUGCCUUUACACAUCCAUAACCCGUAUGCCGAAGGUUGGGAGUUUACUAUGAUCCUGUUCUGCGGAGUAAAUACUGUAGUGUUUGUUUUUAUUCUAUACGCUUACAUCCAGAUGUUCUUCAGCAUAUCAAAGUCAAACUCGGGGCUCCGCUCAACUCUUCACAACCAAAACAAGACGAUUGCCAAAAGGUUUGCCUUUAUUGUGGGAACUGAUUGCUUGUGUUGGAUCCCAAUUGUUGUUGCAAAGUUUCUCGCUUUUUCAG
Molecule: messenger RNA, 1731 nt
Organism: Limulus polyphemus (Atlantic horseshoe crab)
Lineage: Eukaryota; Metazoa; Arthropoda; Merostomata; Xiphosura; Limulidae
Product: relaxin receptor 2-like
Exons: 10
Biological process (GO): G protein-coupled receptor signaling pathway
Cellular component (GO): membrane
Molecular function (GO): G protein-coupled receptor activity; protein-hormone receptor activity; protein binding
Source: RefSeq, a predicted model, not a curated record